GCCCCCAAAGCUGGAAGCGGGCAACACCCAGCGCCCCACGCCGGGCCGCACGGGUCCGACCCGGGGGCCGGCUCCAGCCCAUCGCCAGGCGGGAGCACCCGGGCCCCGCCCCGUGUCCCGCCCGGCCCUUGGGGGGAACGCUCUGUGCGGCGCCGCGUUCCGGGGCGGGCCAUAUCCGCCGCACACACGCCGAGCCCCGGCAGCCCGGCCAUGGUGGGGAAAGCGAAGCGUCCGCGGCUGCACCAGGCGGCCCCGAGACCGAGGGGCCCGCGGGACCCGGAGCCGGGCGGCCACGAUGGGGCGGGCGGGACCAGCGGCUGGAGGGCGGAGCCCGGAAAGGACUGGGCUUUUUUGUCCUCUGACAUCUUUGCUGGGAUGAAGAUUGAUCCCAAAACUCUGGUGAAGAAGUUGGAUUUGGACUCCCGAAGUGUUGUCUUAGCCCAGACAGGUGUAGAAGAAAAACCACUUCUGUCAAAAAGAGAAAAAAUGAAGCUGAGAAAAGAGAGGUGGCUGCAGAAAAUAGAAGGUGUGAAGCUGGCCAGACAGAAGCAAAAAGCUGAGGCAAAGCGGAAAGCGACGCCGGUGGUUGGAGACAUGCAGCCUUUGAUGGAAGCCCUGCCUGAACUCUCCGAACUGACCACGACCAGCAAGGCCAGGAAGCAGCCCAAGAUUAGUGGAAAAGGCCAGGGGCGGAAUGAAAAGGAAGAGAACAUGGCCGUAAGGAACAGAAGCCGCCCUGCUCUCUCACCCCUCAUUGAAAAGCCAAAUGUUGAAGGAAAGUAGAAGAAUAUUGAAGGGAAAUCAAACACACAUCUUUUCCCCCUUGCUUUUUGCUAGAAGUGGGACCUGAACUAAAAGCUCCAAAGUCCAUGGAAGAUCAGAUCCUGAGCUGAACGUGGCAGCACAAGCCCAUAUCUAUUUCUAGCCAACCCAUCCAAAAACACCAAGUGACCAUAUGCAGUGCCUCUUUUGCUUUAUUCCCGAGGACAGAGAUCAGUAACUUCUUUAGUCUGCUGAGAAGCACAAGGAGAAUGUGUUUGGAAUAAACUUAUUUUUAUUCUCCUCAGUGUAUCUUUCUGGGCCUGCAAAGAAGAGAUCCUGUCCUCCAUUUCUUCUAUAACAGCCAUUCAGUCUUGUCUUUCUGAAAGCUACAAUCCUUUCUUGGCUUCCAAACUUCACUUAUAAACAGCAUGUCCUCGGGGAGCGAGACGUCAUCUCACUGUGUGUUUACACCAAACACAUACCCUUAUGAUAGUCCACAGGAAGGCUCAAGUUUUCAGCUGUGCAGUGCACCACUCUGGGCCAUACACCCACCCCGCUAGAUAACAACAUUAAAACCUCUCACUUUAAAGCC
Molecule: messenger RNA, 1354 nt
Organism: Dermochelys coriacea (leatherback sea turtle)
Lineage: Eukaryota; Metazoa; Chordata; Testudines; Dermochelyidae
Gene: SLX9
Product: SLX9 ribosome biogenesis factor
Exons: 5
Coding region: 211-783 (190 amino acids)
Biological process (GO): maturation of SSU-rRNA from tricistronic rRNA transcript (SSU-rRNA, 5.8S rRNA, LSU-rRNA)
Cellular component (GO): preribosome, small subunit precursor; nucleolus; 90S preribosome
Source: RefSeq, a predicted model, not a curated record